This is a messenger RNA of Eutrema salsugineum, 1252 nucleotides long. RefSeq names its product transcription factor MYBS1. The transcript has 2 exons. Lineage: Eukaryota; Viridiplantae; Streptophyta; Magnoliopsida; Brassicales; Brassicaceae. Gene Ontology annotation, molecular function: DNA binding. The record is from RefSeq and is a predicted model, not a curated record. The coding region runs from base 102 to 1082 and encodes 326 amino acids.
CAGGAACACUAUCAUGCCCACCACACGAUUAAUCCAAAGCCAAAGAAGAGAAAGAAAAAGAGGAGAGAGAGAAACACAGAGAGAUUGAAGCAAAAAUCGAAAUGGAGACUGUGGCGGUGACAUGGAGCAGAGAAGAAGAGAAAGCAUUCGAGAACGCAAUUGCGAUGCAUUGUGUAGAGGAAGAGUUAACAGAUGAUCAAUGGACGAAAAUGGCGUCAAUGGUUCCAACCAAAUCAUCAGAAGAAGUAAAGAAACAUUACCAAAUCCUUUUAGAAGAUGUCAAGGCGAUCGAGAAUGGUCAUGUCCCUUUACCUCGUUAUCACAGAAAAGGCAUCGCCAUCGACGAAGCAGCAGCAGCAGCAACUUCUCCGGCGAACAGAGACGGUCAUUCCUCCGGCGGAAGCGGAUCAUCGGAGAAGAAACCAAAUCAUGGAGCCUCCGGGACAAGUAGCUCCAAUGGCGGUGGAGGAGGAGGAGGGAGAAGUGGUUCCAGAGCUGAGCAAGAGAGAAGAAAAGGGAUUCCAUGGACAGAGGAAGAGCAUCGGUUGUUUCUUUUGGGUUUGGACAAAUUUGGGAAAGGAGAUUGGAGAAGCAUAUCAAGGAACUUUGUGAUCUCAAGAACACCGACCCAAGUAGCAAGCCAUGCUCAAAAAUACUUCAUCAGGCUUAACUCGAUGAACCGAGACAGAAGACGGUCUAGCAUUCAUGACAUAACAACUGUGAACAAUCAAGCUCCUGCAGUUACAGGACAACAACAACAACAACAACAACAACAACAAGUGGUUAAACAUAGACCAGCUCAGCCACAACCACAGCCACAGCCACAGCCGCAACCACCGCAUCAUCCUGGUGCCACAAUGGCUGGAUUAGGGAUGUACGGUGGUGCACCCAUGGGACAACCGAUCAUUGCACCACCUGAUCAUAUGGGUUCAGCUGUUGGUACACCUGUGAUGCUUCCACCUCCAAUGGUACCUCAUCAUCACCAUCAUCAUCAUCAUCUUGGAGUUGCUCCUUAUCCUGUACCGGCUUAUCCGGUUCCACCGAUACCGCAGCAACAUCCAGCUCCAUCUACAAUGCAUUGACAACAAAGUUGGUAAAAAAACUGACAACAUUGUACUGAGAAAACUUGUGUACAUUUUCUCAAAUUUGAAUAGCGAGAGAGAAAAAGAAACUGCGACUGAGACAAGCAAAUAAUGUACAGCAGAGGAAUCUGUUCUUUUCCAUUUUAAGAACCUAUGGAUUUUUUUUUCUU